GGGGGAGCGCGCCAUGGAGCACGUGACGGAGGGUUCCUGGGAGUCGCUGCCAGUGCCCCUGCACCCACGGGUGCUGGGGGCGCUGCGGGAGCUGGGCUUCCCGUACAUGACGCCGGUGCAGUCCGCAACCAUCCCUCUGUUCAUGAGAAACAAAGAUGUCGCUGCAGAAGCGGUCACAGGUAGUGGCAAAACACUCGCUUUUGUCAUCCCCAUCCUGGAAAUUCUUCUGAGGAGGGAAGAGAAGUUAAAAAAGAGACAGGUUGGUGCCAUCAUCAUCACCCCCACUCGAGAGCUGGCCAUUCAGAUAGACGAGGUCCUGUCGCAUUUCACAAAGCACUUCCCUCAGUUCAGCCAGAUUCUUUGGAUCGGAGGCAGGAAUCCUGGAGAAGAUGUUGAAAGGUUUAUGCAGCAAGGUGGGAACAUUAUCGUGGCCACUCCAGGCCGCUUGGAGGACAUGUUCCGAAGGAAGGCGGAAGGCUUGGACCUGGCCAGCUGUGUGCGGUCCCUGGAUGUCUUGGUGUUGGAUGAGGCAGACAGACUUCUGGACAUGGGCUUUGAGGCAAGCAUAAACACCAUCCUAGAGUUUUUGCCAAAACAGAGGAGGACGGGUCUUUUCUCUGCCACUCAGACACAGGAAGUGGAGAACUUGGUGAGAGCAGGCCUCCGGAACCCAGUGCGGGUCUCAGUGAAGGAGAAGGGCGUGGCUGCCAGCAGCACCCAGAAGACUCCCUCCCGCCUAGAGAACUACUACAUGGUAUGCAAGGCAGAUGAAAAAUUUAAUCAGCUGGUACAUUUUCUUCAAAAUCAUAAGCAGGAAAAACACCUGAUCUUCUUCAGCACCUGCGCCUGUGUGGAAUACUACGGCCAGGCCCUGGAGGCCCUGGUGAAGGGCGUGAAGAUAAUGUGCAUACAUGGGAAGAUGAAGUACAAGCGCAGUAAGAUCUUCAUGGAGUUCCGCGGACUGCAGAGUGGGAUUUUAGUGUGCACUGACGUGAUGGCCCGGGGAAUAGAUAUCCCUGAAGUAAACUGGGUUUUGCAGUACGACCCUCCCAGCAGUGCAAGUGCCUUUGUGCAUCGCUGCGGCCGCACAGCCCGCAUCGGCCAUGGUGGCAGUGCUCUGGUUUUCCUCCUGCCCAUGGAAGAGUCGUACAUCAAUUUCCUUGCAAUCAACCAGAAAUGCCCCUUGCAGGAGAAGAUGCUCGAGAAAAACACAGCCAACCUUCUGCCAAAGCUCAAGUCCCUGGCCCUGGCCGACAGAGCUGUCUUUGAAAAGGGCAUGAAAGCUUUUGUGUCAUAUGUCCAGGCUUAUGCAAAGCAUGAAUGCACCCUCAUUUUCAGAUUAAAGGACCUUGAUUUUGCCAGCCUUGCACGAGGUUUUGCCCUGCUGAGGAUGCCCAAGAUGCCAGAACUGAGAGGAAAGCAGUUUCCAGAUUUUGUACCUGUGGACGUUGACACAGACACUAUUCCAUUUAAAGAUAAAAUUAGAGAAAAGCAGAGGCAGAAACUACUGGAGCAACAAAGAAAAGAGAAAAUAGAAAAUGAAGGGAGAAAAAAAUUCAUAAAAAAUAAAGCUUGGUCAAAGCAGAAGGCCAAAAAGGAAAAGAAGAAAAAAAUGAAUGAGAAAAGGAAAAGGGAAGAGGGUUCUGAUAUUGAAGAUGAGGACAUGGAGGAACUUCUUAAUGACACAAGGCUCUUGAAAAGGUUAAAAAAAGGCAAAAUUACUGAAGAAGAAUUUGAGAAGGGAUUGUUGACAAGUGGUAAAAGAACAAGCAGGACAGCAGAUUUAGGACCCUCAGACUUGGAAGAUGACUGCUGAUUCCUGUGCCACAGACCUGCGGGGCACAGCUGACCUCUGACUGGGCACACGGCUCCCCGCUGCCUUUACUGCAAAUCAGAACUGCAGAUCUUGUCCAAGAAUCACAUCUCUACAAGCUGUCCCUUUAGACUGGGGGAAACUAGGGGUUUCACACUCAUGAGUAGUGUACUAAAACCAUACCAGUCUUAAAGAAAUCUAACAGAAGAAAAUGUAAAAUUUUUUGAGUGUAAAUAAUAGAUGUCAAUAUUUAUUUACCUUGAUGGGUCUCCUAUAACUAAAGAGUUCAUUUUUUCUGAGGUUA
This is a messenger RNA of Carlito syrichta (Philippine tarsier), 2117 nucleotides long. RefSeq names its product DEAD-box helicase 55 (gene DDX55). The transcript is spliced from 14 exons. The coding region runs from base 14 to 1816 and encodes 600 amino acids. The record is from RefSeq and is a predicted model, not a curated record. Gene Ontology annotation, cellular component: nucleolus. Lineage: Eukaryota; Metazoa; Chordata; Mammalia; Primates; Tarsiidae. Gene Ontology annotation, molecular function: ATP binding; nucleic acid binding; RNA helicase activity.